AUGACGGAGCACUCUGGGAAGAAGAGAAUAGCUAUAGUUGGCGGUGGCAUCUCUGGCAUGUCCUGCAUGUGGAAAUUGAGAGAUACAGAUUGGGACGUUCAUCUAUAUGAUGCCGAUUCCAGACUAGGAGGGCAUGCCAAUUCAUCCAAAUUCGAAGGAAAUGGGUAUUCGGCGUCAGUAGAUACUGGAUUUGUUGUGAUGCAUGAGGGAUUCUAUCCAAAGUUUAAUGCUUUCUUGAAGGCGCUGAAUGUUGAAACAGUGCCAACUGACAUGUCGUUCGGAGUAUCUGCCGAUGGGGGUUCAUUCGAAUGGACAAGUGUCUCAUUCAUGGGCUUCCUCGGUAGUUUUUAUAAUAUCUUCAGUCUUUGGUUUUGGCGACUUAUAUUCGACAUAAUUCGAUUCCACUACUGUGCGACGGAUAUAUUUCACGAACAAUCAGUUGCCCAACAAUGUAUGAAAGUAACUUGCCUGCGUCAAAAGCACGACGCAAAAUGCACACACAGCCAAAACCUCGAGUCCAUCGGCCAAUAUCUUGAUCGCAAAUCGUACUCUGAACAAUUCAAAAAGUACUACUUGAUACCGAUGGGCGCUGCCCCAAGAUGUAUUGACCCAAGCGAAUUUGAGAGGGACUUCCCAGCGACCACAUUCAUUCGCUUCAUGGACGAGCAUGAACUUCUCGAUACCAUUUCCAAAACAUGUCGCUGGCGUGCUUUUAAGAAUGGUUCCAAAACCUAUAUUGACGCAUUUUUAAAAACUUUGAAGCCUAAUCAACAUAUUCACUUGGAAAUGCCAGUUACAAGCAUAAAGCGCGAUAUGAAUGAUAAAGUCACUCUGCUUACAAAGGACGGGUCUACUAAAAUUUUCGACCAGGUCGUUCUGGCUGUUCAUGCAAAUCAGGCACUGCAGAUCCUUGGCGACGGCGCGACUCCAAACGAGAAGGAAAUUCUGAGGCAUUUCAAGACCACCAGAAACAUUUGUUAUCUUCAUUCUGAUGAGACAUUAAUGCCUCGUCGAGAAACUGCAUACGCAUCCUGGAAUGUUCUUAUGAAAAGCUCAUCUUAUAAACCGUUGAAAAGAGUAACUGAAAAAAUGAGACUUUUUUCAAAAGAACUCUCGAUGGUAAAGAAGAUCAGAGAUGAAAGAAUCGAAAAAAUUUCAAUCACGUUCGAUAUGAACAGGUUGCAAGGAAUCCCCAUGCCUGGUGAAUCUGGUAGUCCAGGGCGGGCUUUGGUGAGCAUGAACCCAAUUCACACACCUCGAGGUGUAAGAGCAUCAUUCGUUUACUAUCACCCACUAUUCACAUCGAACAGUGUGCUUGCUUUGAAGGGUAUGCAUCUGAUCAAUGGUGUUUCGACAGUUAGUUUCGCUGGGGCGUGGAUGGGUCAUGGUUUUCAUGAAGACGGGUGUAGAGCAGGUAUGGACGCAGCUGAAAAACUUUUAAAGAUCGCCGAGGCAGGAAGAUGUGCCCUUCUGUCAGAUAGUGCUGAAGAUUCUCCAAAGGAGAAUUUUAAAGAGAAAAGAUCGAUGAAAAGGGCGGCCUGUCGCGUAAUGAUCCGUGGUAUUCAAAUAUUGAUAGAGAUUUCCGAAGCUUACAUGUAG
Molecule: messenger RNA, 1599 nt
Organism: Botrytis deweyae
Lineage: Eukaryota; Fungi; Ascomycota; Leotiomycetes; Helotiales; Sclerotiniaceae
Exons: 4
Coding region: 1-1599 (532 amino acids)
Molecular function (GO): oxidoreductase activity
Source: RefSeq, a predicted model, not a curated record